Messenger RNA from Gallus gallus (chicken), 2266 nucleotides. It is a transcript of the gene P2RX4, whose product is annotated as purinergic receptor P2X 4. The transcript has 12 exons. The record is from RefSeq and is marked validated. Gene Ontology annotation, molecular function: ATP binding; extracellularly ATP-gated monoatomic cation channel activity; purinergic nucleotide receptor activity. Gene Ontology annotation, biological process: monoatomic cation transmembrane transport; response to ATP. NCBI's taxonomy places the organism in Eukaryota, Metazoa, Chordata, Aves, Galliformes, Phasianidae. Bases 20 to 1177 code for a protein of 385 amino acids. Gene Ontology annotation, cellular component: plasma membrane; nuclear inner membrane.
GCCCUCCCCGGCCGCCGCCAUGGCUGCGUGCUGCGGGGCUGUGCGCGGCUUCCUCUUCGAGUACGACACCCCCCGCAUCGUGCUGAUCCGCAGCCGCAAAGUCGGGCUGAUCAACCGCGCCGUGCAGCUCGCCAUCCUCGCCUACGUGAUCGGCUGGGUCUUUCUGUGGGAGAAGGGCUACCAGGAAACAGAUUCCGUGGUCAGUUCUGUAACCACGAAGGUGAAAGGGGUAACGAUGACAAACACAUCCGCCUUGGGAUCCAGGAUCUGGGAUGUAGCUGACUACGUCAUCCCUCCCCAGGAGAAGAACGCUGUGUUUGUCAUGACCAACAUGAUAUUCACACUGAACCAGAGCCAAAGCCACUGCCCAGAGCUUCCAGAUGAUAACACAGAGUGCAACAACAACAGCAGCUGCGUUCCAGGAUAUGUCAGCACCCACAGCAAUGGUAUCCAGACCGGGGCGUGCAUACCGUACAACAGCAGCAUCAAGACCUGUGAAGUCUUUGCAUGGUGCCCUGUGGAGGAUGACUAUCACAUACCCAAUCCGGCAUUCUUGCAAGGAGCUGAGAACUUCACCAUUCUGGUAAAGAACAACAUUUGGUAUCCCAAGUUCAACUUCAGCAAGCGAAACAUCCUCCCCACUUUCAGUUCCUCUUAUCUCAAGAACUGCAUCCACGAUGCCCAGACAGAUCCCUUCUGCCCUAUCUUUCGUCUGGGGAAAAUAGUUGAAGCUGCAGGGCAGAACUUCCAGGAAAUGGCUGUGGAGGGUGGGGUCAUGGGGCUACAGAUCAACUGGGACUGCAACCUCGACAGAGCUGCUUCCCACUGUGUGCCCAAGUAUUCCUUCCGGCGCCUGGACAACAAGGACUCUGCCAACACUAUCUCACCUGGGUACAACUUCAGGUUUGCAAAAUACUACAAGGAUAGUAGUGGCAUUGAAACACGAACGCUUAUCAAAGCUUAUGGCAUCCGCCUUGAUAUCAUAGUGUUUGGAAAGGCAGGAAAAUUUGAUGUAAUUCCUACCAUGAUUAACAUUGGCUCCGGCUUAGCGCUGUUUGGAGUGGCAACAGUGCUGUGUGACAUCGUUGUCCUGUACUGCAUGAAAAAGAGGUACUUCUAUCGGGAGAAGAAGUACAAAUACGUGGAGGAUUACGAACUGGGCACAAGUGAGACAUAAAGAAGACUCCUGACCUCCUGCUGCUGCUGUGAAUGUUACUGUGACCCUGCUGUGAGACCUACCUCUCCUUUGGAAGGAAGGGGGAACAGUACCUAAGAAAGGGACCUUCUUCAUUACUCAUCACCUUUUGCUGGCCAGAACCAAAGAGGAGAACCGGAUCUGCUCCUUGUCUGUUCUUUCCAGGUUAACUGCACCAAGCCCAUACAGAGCCUUGUGGCUUCGUGCCAGACAUCUGCACUAGCAAGCCUGGGACAGGGACUGCCCCGUCCUUGUCAUUUCAGCAGUCCCUUCCCUGAGCUCACUGGUAGCAGCAGUGAAGCCCUUGAAGAGGCACAGACUCUUCCUUAGAGGGAACAUGGCCCAUGACAUGUGUUGCCUACCCCUGGGAGAGCAGUCUCUUGCUGUCAGGGAUCACGACGCUUAGGUGAGACCGCCUGCUAUUUAAUUGCAUCUCCAAGCUCUAGUGGCCACAGCUUGAGACAAAGCAGUGUCUGAUUCCAUUGUGCUAUGGUAAAUAGCUUACUGGCUACAGGAUUUCUUAUCUGUUUUGUCUGGCUAAUACCACUACGCUGGAAUUCUCAUAAAAUGUUUCUCAUAAAAUGUUACUCUCUACCAGCUCUCUUGGAGUCCUGCAAGCCAGGUUUGGGUUGCUUUAUUUCACUCUUGAUUUGCCUGCUGCUGCUUUAAGGACUGAGUUGAGGACAAAGUCAUCUCUCCAGACUGUGCACAGAAAUGGCUCAGUGUGAACUACGUGGGGGCUGAGAUCCACUGUGGUCUGAACCAUGCCCAGCAAACACCACACCGUAGUAACAUGGGAGGGUGCUUUCAGACUCCUCUUCCAACAAGCAGAAAUCUCAUAGCUUUGAUAAAAACCAAUCAAAGAUGAUAACGGUUCCCCUUGAUUAACUAACUGGGGUUUGGUUGCACAUCAUUUAUUUCAGCUUGUACAGAGAAGCUUGAACAGCUGUGUGGAAAAACACUUAGUUGUUUUCUUCUUAGGUAAUAUAAUUUAAAAGUGGUAAAUACACAGUAUUUAAACUUGAUACACCUGAUAAAGUUAAAUGCAUAAUAAAGGGGGUAGGAAUUAAA